UGAGUUUCCUGGUUUUGUGGGACAGACCGAGAAGAGCUGCAAAAGAGUAAAAGGUGUGUGAUCGUCUAGAAACUGCUUUGGAUUCAGAACCUGGAAAACAGAAAUUCUACUUUCCUACGCAAAACUUGUACUAUGGGAUCUUCCCAUCAAUUGGUAUCCUCCCAUAUUCACUAGUUCACGAGUUUUAUUUUUGAAAGAAAUCUUCAUAGUUUCCCUACCAAAAAACUCAUAAGGAGAGAGUUUUAACUGGUGUUCUAUCCUUGGGUCAGAACAAGAAGCAGCAGCGCACCUUUUUCCUUGUGAUGAAGAGAGAAGUUAAAACAUGACUGCUCGUACCUACCGAAACCUCUUUCUGAUGUCUGUCCCUUUAAGUGCCCAUCUGUUCUCAAGUGCCUGCCGCCACCAUCCCUUCUGCCAUGUGGUUAGAGACACGCUGGAAGAACAUCCGCCAUACCUUGCUGCUUGUGUUCACCGCUGCUCUCCUCAUCGGGGUCACCAUGCUGGCCAUCUCCUCUAACCCAGUAGGCUAUUUCUUCCUCGGGGUAGGGGGAGUGUGCCUGGUCGGCUAUUUGCUGAGUGUGUUUGUCGAGUGUUACCUGAGGAAUCAACACCAGCAUGACGCAAAUGAAAUACCUCCGAACAGGCAGAGCCAGGCAGGGGUGAAUGCUGCCUACGAAGCGCCCACCUAUGAGGAGGUGAUGACCAUGUCAGCUCCAGCAAUAUGGACAAUUACAUCCAACCCAGGCUCUGUGCCCUCGCCGCUGAGCGAGCCUCCCCCCUACAGCGUUGUCAUUGAAUCCUCAGCCCAGCAAGAGACGAUGGUGGAGGCUCCCCAGGGGCCAGCGCCACCAGACACAAUGCACACCUCUGAGACUGGCACGGGCUCCAGGACACAGCUGCAGCUGGUGCUGCCCCCGAGACUGCAGCGCUUUGUUUCGGACAUCCAUGAGGAGAAAGACCUUGAAGAAAGGUCUGAACCACUGGAGCCACUCACUCCACCACCUGCUUACGAGACUGCCAUCAGUGAUGAGGUCUUUGAAGAUGCUCACCAGCCUUCUGCGUUAGGACUGAUUACACCUUCCAUGAAUACAGAACCAAACCCUCACCCCAAUACAGGAUGCUCCUACAGGGAUGGUAAAACAGCUGAUAAUGUUUUGCCUAAAUGUUUGUCUCGCCAUUCUUCGAACCAGAAUUGAACUACAGACACAGCUUCUGAUGUUACUAGAAUCUUUUUGCACAAAAUGGAAAUCAAUGCAAUACCACACUGCUUUGUCUUGGCAGAAACAUAAAACCACUAUGAGGAAAGUUGUGUUAUGUAUGGCAACAUUCUCAAACUGGAGAUACACCUUUAUGGGAGGAGAGAAGUAAACCCUGAGAACAGACAAGGUUGCCAAAAGACCUCUGAAGAAGGGCUGUAGGAUGCAGCCAGAAGAAUCUGCCUGGGAAAGGGGAGGAAUAGAAACAACACUAAGCAUGUUUUGCCUGUGCGUUGCAAACAGCAAUAUUGCUGUGUGGUCAUCAGCCACCCUGAAAUCCCUACAGAGAUAAUAAACCUGCGCUCCCCACGUUGCUGUUUUGCAGCAACACAAAUUUAUGGUCUGAGCUGUCUGUUACUGUCCCUCUGCCACACCUACUCCACAUUCUCAACCGUGCUACAUGGGAGUGGGACUGAGGGGAGAGUGUCUGACUGCAUCUGGAAGCUGCUACCACCUGAUACCUGUCACUUAGGGUUGAAAAGCUGAUAGUAUGCAUCAAAUGACUUCUGUUGUUCACAUCCCACCACACAGCCAGUGGUGGACAAGAGGGAGAUAAGUUUCCCCCUGCAAGAGAGGGCAGUGAUGGGAUACAUACACAUCCUCUGCUUGGACUUCAUGGGUCUACAACAGAGUGCAUGUCUGCUGCACUGCGGAUGUACUCCAACAGGUGGCCUGAGACACUUUAUUGUCAUCAUGCACAGAAAGGCCAAAGCUCCUCCAGUUCUCUGUGGGGUCUGGAAAGGUCCAGUUUGUCUGCCAAGGCAGCAGAGCACCUGAGGACAACAGUCCCAAGACUCAUUUGGCCUUCAUCAUGAUGGUUCUAGGCUGUAGGCGGGUUCUAGCGCUCACUGAUCAGUGAUGCUAUGCCUUUUUAAAUGGGUGAGCUAGACUGGUCGCCUCUGCAGUGUCAAAGUGGUCUGCAGUAUGCAAAGAGAUGCAUUUGCAUCUGGUGAAUGUCCAAAUUAAAAAAUAAAAAUGGUGGUCUGAAUCUCCUGUGCAGGAGAGCAGCAGUCAUCACAGCCUUGCUCAUGACUGCAUCUUUAAUUCUUAUGAGGAACCACCAAACCAUAGACCAGAAGCAAAUAAAUUAUUUCUUAUUGUUUGAUUCUUUAUAGUUCAAAGAAAAAGACCUUUUAUGUAAUUUAUAAAUAAAAAAGACUGCAUUAAAAA
Molecule: messenger RNA, 2426 nt
Organism: Prinia subflava (tawny-flanked prinia)
Lineage: Eukaryota; Metazoa; Chordata; Aves; Passeriformes; Cisticolidae
Gene: TMEM139
Product: transmembrane protein 139
Exons: 3
Coding region: 417-1196 (259 amino acids)
Source: RefSeq, a predicted model, not a curated record